UGUGGUGUAGCAGCAAGAUCUCAUCUCAGCAGCAGGGAGCUAGAGCGCGUGGAAAAUGGUCAAGAACCACCCGGGCGGCGGCACUAGCAGGUGCGAGGCUGCGGCGGCUAUGGCAGAGAGCGGUGGUGGGGGUGGGACGGCGGCGCUGUGCGGCGGCGGGAGUAGGCAGCCGGCGAUGGCGGUGAGGCAGUACAAGGGGGUGCGGAUGCGGAGCUGGGGGUCGUGGGUGUCCGAGAUCAGGGCACCGCACCAGAAGCGCCGGAUCUGGCUCGGCUCCUACGCCACCCCGGAGGCAGCCGCGCGCGCCUACGACGCCGCGCUCCUCUGCCUCAAGGGCUCCGACGCCGUCCUCAACUUCCCCUCCUCGUCCUCCGCCUCGCCCUCGUCGCCGCAUUCGCUUCCCUCCCCCGCCGAUCAGCACGCCGACGACCUGUCUCCGAGGUCCAUCCAGCGCGCGGCCGCCGCUGCGGCAGCGGCCUUUGAAGCCACCAGGAUCGUCGCCGGCGUCGUGGACGACAGCUGCUCUUCCAGCGCCGAGGCGACGACGCCGACCUCGGUCUCAGUGUCCACACUGGGGAGCGCCGACGUCCAGGAGCACGCCACGUCUUCGAUGGCCAGCGCUGGCUCGCCGGUGGGAGAUCACGACGAGCUGUGGACGGAGCUGGACGCGUUCGCGUCCCCCAAGCUCAUGGACCUCAUCGCCGCCGGUCACGCCACGCCCUUCUCGUCGACCUGGGAGGAGCCCGAGGAGGACGGCGAGAUGAUGAGGCUGUGGAGCUUCUGCUAGAGUGAAGCGUCCACCGUCUCCAAUGGAUCGACAUCCAUACGGGCAUCCAUGAGUCGAUCACCAUUGAUCAUUGGUUUUUUCUUUCUCCCAUGGAAGCUAGCUAGGUGCAUGCAUGGAUCCUCUCUACUAGGCUCUAGCUAGGUCUCACUCCAAGUGUGCUUCCAUAGAUUCUUUCGUUCAUUUAGUAAGAACAUACGUAAUACUUAUACAAUAUAUACUACUAUGUGUGUGUUUAUUUGGCGAGACGUUAGUAAUACCACUGCUACUACACUGUAUGGGUUCAUGAGUGAAUCGAGCGAGACUGUCUGCAUUGGAUA
Triticum urartu is the source of this 1104-nucleotide messenger RNA. RefSeq names its product ethylene-responsive transcription factor ERF035-like. The record is from RefSeq and is a predicted model, not a curated record. NCBI's taxonomy places the organism in Eukaryota, Viridiplantae, Streptophyta, Magnoliopsida, Poales, Poaceae. Gene Ontology annotation, molecular function: DNA binding; DNA-binding transcription factor activity. Gene Ontology annotation, biological process: regulation of DNA-templated transcription.